ACACUGUCAUCACUACCAUCAUUUAAAAAAACUUGCAAAUCAUUGUGUGCUCUUUGUAAUCAAAAUUGUUUAAACAAAAUAACUAUUAAAUGGAAAGUGUUGUGGCUACCAAACCAAGAACAGGAGGAGAAUCAGUGGAGGCACCAGCUUUAGAACCAUUUAGUUCCCACAUGGCGCAAUUGGAUGCGGGAGCGCUGCAGUGUACCUUGCGUGUGCUGAAAAUGAACGGCAGUACUAUGUUAUUUAUUAAUGACAAGGAGAUGGAGCGUUUGGAUGAGCUUGCAGUGGCCAUGCCGGCACGCCCACCCAGCCAGGACAUAGUCUCAGCAACAUUUAUGGGCGAUCAUGGACAGAGCGAUUCACUGGUGCUAGCCAGCAAGUUGAGCAAGCGUUAUGGACGCCAAUUUUAUGUGAGCAUGAAUCUGCAGCUGGACCUAAUGACGCGUCCACUAUUUGAGAAGGCGCUGAUUAGCCAUAUGCAGCAGCAGGCAAAGUUCUUUGUUUAAUAUACGGACUGGAUUAAAAAUUA
Molecule: messenger RNA, 529 nt
Organism: Drosophila busckii
Lineage: Eukaryota; Metazoa; Arthropoda; Insecta; Diptera; Drosophilidae
Exons: 1
Coding region: 90-506 (138 amino acids)
Biological process (GO): proteasome assembly
Source: RefSeq, a predicted model, not a curated record